GAGCCGAGCAGCAGUGGGAGGCGGAGAGGCGCUGCCACACGGUCCGCUUCUUCUCUCUUGCCUCCGGGACAUCCAGUCAUCCACCCGGAGAGCGAAACAUUCCAUCUCUCCUACUGACAGUGCUAGAGAAUGUGAAAGACAACAAGGCCUUCGACGAGCUGCUGGCGCUGUAGUUCUGCGGGGAAAUUUAACGAGGGACGCUCAGUAACUUUACAAAGUCCAGGCGGAUACCAACGAUGAGCAGACUGUGCCUCCCUCUCAGCGUUGUGUUACUGUGCGGAUUAGUCCGGCCUCAGCAGCUGCUGCUGCCCGGCUCCUGCAACUUCGAGAUGGGCACCUGUGGUUACAUAUCGGACCCAAACUAUGGCAGAUGGAGCAUAAAUGAAGAAGGGCAUUUGAUAACAGUGGACUCCAUCUACUUAGAAGACCAGGAGCAGGCAAUUCUUGUCAGUCCAGUUCUGGAUCAGCGGGACUGGAGCUGUGUGAGGCUGGUGUAUCAGAUCACUGGACGUGGUUCCCUGCAGCUACACUCAAGACCAGACAGUGAUAACUUUGACUACCGGCUCUGGACUGCCAACAAAUCCUCUGACAGCUGGCUCAUUGCUAGUGUGGACCUACCAAACACCACCAUCCCCUACCAGAUUUUGCUGGAAGGUCGGCCUGAACAGGGCUCUGAGAACAGCGUGGCCAUCUUUGAAAUCCACAUUGUUCCUGGUUACUGCAUAGAGUGUAAUUUUGAGGAACAUCACCUGUGUGGCUACAGUAAUAGCUGGAAUCCAAAUGUCAACUGGUAUGUUGGUGGGAGUGUGGCUAGAGAGUCUAACCUGCUUGAAAAUCACACCAGCAAUAACCAGAGAGGCCACUACAUGUAUGCAGACUCUGUGUAUGCCAAACAAUUCCAAGAGGUUGCCAAGCUGACUUCACCCAUGACCACAGCGCCCAUGGAAGGCUGCCUGUCCUUCUACUAUCUCCAAGACCAGGAAAGGGGAAACAUUUUUUCAGUUUUCACUAGAGACCAGCUGGGCCACUAUGAGGAGAUCUGGAGGCCAGAGGUGUAUACUACUGCAGACUGGACUCUGGUCAGUGUUGACAUCAAGGCCCCACACCCCUUGGAGGUGGUGUUUGAGGUGGCUUUCAACAGUGCCAGAGGUGGAUACGUGGCCAUAGAUGACAUUUCAUUUUCCCCUGUAUUCUGCCACACUGACACAGAGCCAACCUUUGACCCAGCUAUAGCCAACUGUGACUUUGAGAAUGGCCUGUGUCUGUACUAUCAGGAGAGGGCAGAGAGUAAGGCGUGGAGUGUAAUUUCAGUCAAGCCUAAUGCCUACAGGAUAGGGGACCAUACCACAGGAACCGGUUCUUUCCUCCUGGCAAACACUCGUUUCACUUCGAGACCUGGUUAUGUUGGUCGGCUUCAUGGCCCAUUUUUAUUUGGAAACCACAAAUACUGUCUCAGGUUCUACUACAUGCUUCAUGGGUUUAGGAAAGUAGACAAUGCUCUGGUUGUUUAUAUUUAUGAUGAAAAUAAUGUGGCUCAGGAAAAGGUGUGGAGUCUGACGGACACUUCCCAUGCUGUAUGGACUGAAGUAGAGAUCACCUACAUGAAGCCCAUGUUGACCAAGAUAGUGUUUGUCAGCAUAUGUAAGAACUUCUGGGAAUGUGGCCUCAUAGCCAUUGAUGACAUCACUGUGAGCCUGGGGGACUGUCAGAUAACAGCAGCCUCCCUCCCCUUCCAGUGUAACUUUGAAAAUGGAGUAUGUGGCUACAUACAGGAUAAGAAAGGAGAUCAGGCUGACUGGCUGCGAGUCCAAGGCCACACCCCCACCUCCUUCACAGGACCCAGAGGAGAUCACACCACUGGAGCUGGUUAUUUUAUGUACAUUGAGGCAUCACUUAUGCGUCCAGGGGACAGAGCUCGACUGCUAACCUCUGACCUCCGCGGCUCAUCAUCUCUACAGUGUUUGAUCUUCUUCUACCAUAUGUAUGGAUCUGGCACUGGCAUACUGAGUGUGUUCCUGCGCCAUGGCAGCAAAGAGAAAGACACACUGCUGUGGAGACGGCGUGGUGAGCAGAGUGUCAGCUGGAUGAGAGCGAUGGUGGAUUACUACUGUGAUGUCCAACACCAGAUUAUAUUUGAAGCCAUCCGAGGCCCAUCACUACGAAGUGAUAUUGCUAUUGAUGACAUCCUUUUUAAAAGGGGACCAUGUGAAGAUUCCAGUGACAUCACACCAUACUCAGGAUCAUCAGAGUAUUUCAAUGAGAUUGAGAACUGACACUGAUGGGAAGUCUGUUGUGGUAGUUCCUCUGAGUUGACUGAAUUGGUUUUCAAAAGUGUGGAUGCUUAAUUGGUUUAGAUACAGUUUCUCCUCCUGACACUGUCCACUGUCACAUUCCCAUUAAAUCUAUGCCAAAUCACACAGUCACAAUUCAGUGCUAUGUCUUAUCAGAAAGUAGCACAAGUUUUUUUGUCACUUAAUUUUAUUUUAAGCUAUAAUUUAAAGCCGCUGUUUGAUUUGGUACAUGUUUGAUGUUAUUUCUGUACUUACAUCAAGACAUAAAUCAAGCGUUUGUCCAGUUGCUUUUGAGGAGAAAUGAUCAAUGACCCUUGCUUCAAAAUUUGACUUACUUUGUACUUUCAUUUAUUUUACUUGCUAAAUUGUCAAAGACUGUCUCACUCACUGCUUUGCUUCAACAUGUUGGUCAGAGGGAUAAUGCAAAAGUAUUGGGAGAAAUGUAUCCAGGUAUCACCGGAAUGCAUGUGCAUCUUUGGGAGAGCACAUGAAAACAAAAUAUCAGGGGCGGGGACUCGUGCAUAAGAAACAUUCUCCAUAGCAAACUCCACAGAAUACAAAAAAAAAAGAAAAACACAGAUCAGGCAUAACAUUAUGACCACCUGCCUAACACUGUAUUGGUCCCCUUUAUGCUGCUAAAACUCCUCUGACCUCUGGGGAUGUCCUGUGGCACCAGGAUGGUGGCAGUGAAUUCUGUGGGUCCUGUGGGUUGCAGGGUGGGAUCUACCUAGAUCAGGCUGAGCCUGGCACAUCCCAUAGAUGUUCAGUUAGAUUCAAAUCUGUCAAAUCUGGGGAGUGUGGAACCCAGGUGAUCAGCUUUGCUUUGUCGUGUUCCCUGGGCCACUUCUGAGCAGUUUUUGCGAUGUGUUGGGGUGUAUUGUCCUGCUGAGAGUGACAACUGGCAUCAAGGGCUGCUGUUGCCUUGGGGGGUGUAGGGUUGAGGGGUUGGUUGACGUGCAAUGUUUAGGUGGGUGGUACAUGUGAAACAUCUAGAUGAAUGUCAGAACUCAAGGUUUCCCAGCAGAACGUUACAUUAUAACAAGAUGACUGAUGUUAUUCACUUGUCAGUGGUCAUAAUGUUGUAGCUGAUCAUUGUGUAUAUACACACACUACCUGUCAAAAAUUUGAGUACACCUUCUCAUUUAAUGGUUUUUCUUUAUUUUCACGACUAUUUACAUUGUAGAUUCUCACUGAAGGCAUCAAAAUUCUGAAUGAACACAUAUGGAAUUAUGUAGCAAACAAAGUGUGAAAUAAGUCAAAACAUGUUUUAUAUUUUAGGUUCUUCAAAUUAGUCACCCUUUGCUUUGGUUACUGCUUUGCACACUCAGCAUUCUCUCGAUGAGCUUCAUGAGGUAGUCAUUUUCUACAAUGCACUUUUCAGACCUUAAAUACCAUUCAGUCGGCAGUCCUAUCAGCAGAGUGGCCUUUUAAACCUCAUCUCUGGCUGAAGCUGCAGAAUCAAAACUCUAGCACAUCUCAUCUCAGAACACAUAUAAGGUAGUGUAGGUUUCUGACCAAAAUUCACUAAUUCACUCAAUGUUUUUUAUCCUUGUUCCACUGCGACAAAGGACUUGAGUCCAGCUCUUAAGUUACUAUCUAUGCACUUACAGAUUGACCAUCUUAAUGAGAAGCGUUAUCAGCAUCUUUUUGAGGUAUAGAUUCAGUCAAGUGCUGAAAGUAUUUCAUAGGGAUUAGAUCCAUGCUGACUCUUUGGCACCAUUCAGGUCCUUCAUAUGUUUCUGCCUAUUAUGCUGCAAAUUUCUGCAAACAUGUGAGGGCUAUCCUGUUCAUUUAAGUGUCCUGCUGUACACCACUGUUGAACUGUCAUUAUACCACAGACCUCAGAGAUGUAGGCUUCAGAGGUCUGAAACCACGCUGUGCUCUGUUUGCCGACUCAGUAUUUCUUAUUCAUCUGAACAUUCUAUUAAGCCAAGACACUGUUUUGCAUAAUUUUGUUAUGGCUGUUUUUUAAAUGCUGGAACUAAAAUUUUAGCAACAAUGACAAUCAAUUCAUUCAAUUAAUUCAAAACAUUCAGGUUUAAUACAACUUGCUUUGUUCCCUUGUGUGUGUGUGUAUAUAUAUAUAUAUAUAUAUAUAUAUAUAUAUAUAUAUAUAUAUAUAUAUACAGUAUACAACAGAUGUGAGUGAAGUCUAACACAAUUUUGGUGAAGCAUUUUGAAAAUGAAUUUCUUAUUAUCUCCUGAGACCAGGCAGUUAAAUCCUGAUGUAUUCUUUUAAUACUGUCAUCAGGCCAAAAAAAGAAACAAGAAUCAAAAAUGCGCAAUAUGGGAGGCUAUCCCACAAAUACUCUCUUUCUAUGCUUAAUAGCACCCUCCAUCUUAUCUUACUGGUUAAAGGCUAUAGGUUACCGAUGUAAAGGUAAAUGGUAGACAAAAUAAACAGUAAUUUACAACAGAUCAUAGGAACAAUAUUGUAACAUUUUAUUGUAAUCAAUCAAUACACCAUUAAAAUUAACUUUAUUGUCAAUAUCUCUACUUGUACACAGAAAGUGAAAUGAUCUGUUGAGUCACACAGUGAACAGAAAAGAAAAACAUAAACAAAUGUACACACUUAUAAGAUAGAAAGUGAUACCAAAGAAUACAUAUGCAAAUAACAUGCAAAGUUGUAUCUGUAGCAGAAUAUCAGGGAAAAGUGAUGGGAGUCAUAUUUUGACACAAAAAACACCAUUUAAGGAAGGAUUCAAUUUAAUUCAAUUUUAUUUAUAUAGCACCAGUUACAAUUCAAAUUGUCUCAAGAUGCUUUACAGAACCCAUAUGCCUGAACCAAGCAUCAUCCAAAACUUUUGAGUUGUAUAGAAAUAAUAUAUUCUGCGACAUUUACCUAAUCUCCCUGUGUGCCAUUUACACGUUUUAAUGUGCAUACAUCACUCACACAGCACAAUCAUUCUAAGAAAAAGUUGUACCGCACCUGUGAUUGUACUACUACCAGAGAAAUUACAUCUUCACACUUCUGUCGCUAUGACUGUAACAACUGGCCUUUUUCACUAAUGAAUUUUACAUACCAUAGGAAGAAAAGCACAAGUGUGAAUAACACUUAUGAUUGAGUUCAGUUUUGUGGUUCCUAUAGAAAAGAGCUAUUGCUAAUGUUAUUUGAAACAACUGUACUUUCCUCUCACAUUGAUGAGUCCAAAUGUGUUUUUAAAAAUACCUAUCAAAAUUGGACAAUAAUCACAUGUUUCGACUAAUAAAAACAGAAGAUGCAAUGUUGUGAGUUUUGAUUUGGUGACUGUUCAUCAGUCAUAGACAUGUAAGGCCUACAAGUCAUCUUCUGUCUGUACUGAGCUAGAAUUCGUCGUGAGACUGCAGAAACUGCUGUGUUAAACAUUUGUGUUCUUACAGUUAAGAAAUGUAAGGAAAAUGAGAGACUAUUUUUGACAACAUAUACAUGAAUAAAGAGCUGCAGGUGCAUUUGCAAUAUAUAUGGAA
This is a messenger RNA of Amphiprion ocellaris (clown anemonefish), 5738 nucleotides long. RefSeq names its product MAM domain containing 2a (gene mamdc2a). The record is from RefSeq and is a predicted model, not a curated record. Bases 237 to 2273 code for a protein of 678 amino acids. Gene Ontology annotation, cellular component: membrane. NCBI's taxonomy places the organism in Eukaryota, Metazoa, Chordata, Actinopteri, Pomacentridae. The transcript is spliced from 14 exons.